GACGCCGGCUGCAAUGAUGGGGCCGUUAAGAGUCAUGUCCGUGUUUUUGGAUUUAAUUUUAGUGUGUUUGGUGUUUUCUCCGUGCGGCGCUCGUGAUGUGGACUCCAGCUACGUGACGUGCGGAUCUCUGGUCAAACUGAUGAACACUCGGCACAGCGUCAGACUGCACUCGCAUGAUGUCAAAUACGGCUCAGGAAGCGGGCAGCAGUCAGUAACGGGUGUGGAUUCAGCUGAUGAUGCCAACAGCUACUGGCGUAUUCGUGGAAAGCCAGGCAGCAUUUGCCAGCGCGGGGCACCCAUUCGAUGCGGACAGGCCAUCCGAAUUACACACAUGACCACUGGACGCAACCUACAUUCCCAUCACUUCAGCUCGCCGCUGUCUAACCACCAGGAAGUGAGUGCGUUUGGGGAAAAUGGAGAAGGAGACGAUUUGGAUGUGUGGAACGUCCAGUGCAGUGCAACAUACUGGGACCGUGAGGACGCAGUGCGAUUUAAACACACCGGCACCGAGGUUUUCCUCAGCGUUACCGGUGAGCAGUACGGUCAUCCAAUCAGAGGCCAGCGUGAGGUCCAUGGAAUGCCUUCGCCCAAUCAGCAUAACUACUGGAAGGUGAUGGAGGGGGUUUUUAUUCAGCCCAGCAGUGACCCUAUUCACCACGAUGAGCUCUGAUGAUGCUGAUACAUCAUUAUUAUGAGCGACUGAGAACUGCGCAAAACUUCUCUAUAUACAUUUAUCGGUCCAAUUCUUAUAGAUGUGUUGCAGAUUUAUCACAUUUGCUUUGAAGACGUCACACGCAAUAUGUACAUCACAGACAAAUAGAUGAAUUGGUUUGUUUUACUGGAUUUCUUUUGAAUGGAAUUUUGUUAUUUGUACAUAAGGGAGUAAAAGGGCAAGGUUUCGGGCCACAAAAUCGACUUAUUUAUUUUAGAAUUAAAUAUUGAACUGGAACAAAUUACAUUAUUGACUUGCAAAAUCAUUUGAGCCACUGUGAAAUCCUGAAAUAUUUCUGGAUUCACUGUGGGGAAAAUGUAAAAUGGCUAUUUCUGUUUUUGGUAACACUUCACAGCAAGGUUCAGUUGGUUAAUGCAUUAAUUUAAUACAUUUAUUACAUGAUGUACUCAUUUUAAACUGAUAUGAAUGAUAUUGCUAAAUCCGAUACAUUGCAUUUAUGUUCAAAACAAAUACAUUAUUUGAUUGUAAUAAUAAGUAAACAUUAGAAUGAACAUGCGUUGAUGAAUGAACGCCUUAGUAGUUUUCAUUUCAUGUGCUUAACUAAUGUCAACAAAUUAAACCUUAUUGUAAAGGGUUACAACGUUUUUAUUUCCUAAUAUGACUGUGUUCUGUAGACUGUAAUUUUCAAUCCCUUUCAUACUGUAUGUGACCUGAUAUGUACAUAAAUUGAUAAAAGCGUGAAUAAAUUUUUUUGAAAUAUUUA
Messenger RNA from Danio rerio (zebrafish), 1436 nucleotides. RefSeq names its product stromal cell-derived factor 2-like 1 (gene sdf2l1). The record is from RefSeq and is marked validated. Gene Ontology annotation, cellular component: endoplasmic reticulum; protein-containing complex; extracellular region. Lineage: Eukaryota; Metazoa; Chordata; Actinopteri; Cypriniformes; Danionidae.